This is a messenger RNA of Amorphotheca resinae ATCC 22711, 825 nucleotides long. RefSeq lists its product as hypothetical. Gene Ontology annotation, biological process: proteolysis. The coding region runs from base 1 to 825 and encodes 274 amino acids. The record is from RefSeq and is a predicted model, not a curated record. Gene Ontology annotation, molecular function: glutamic-type endopeptidase activity. Lineage: Eukaryota; Fungi; Ascomycota; Leotiomycetes; Helotiales; Amorphothecaceae. The transcript has a single exon.
AUGAAGGCAUCCAUACUCAGCAGCGUUCUCUUUGCAGCAUCCGUCCUUGCGGCACCCCGUGGCGGCCAUGGUCUUGCCCGACGUGUAGCAAACCGAGCAGGGCGUCUUUCCAACGUAGCCAAUGUUCUCGGUGUCGCGGAGGCUAUCAAGGAUGGCAAUGCCACUCAUGUCGAAUACAGCUCGAACUGGGCAGGGGGUGUUCUGACCGCUCCUCCAGCUGGCGAAACCUUCAAUGCCGUUUCCGGCCAGUUCACUGUCCCAACCCCAUCUGCACCACCCGGCGGAGACGGCGGCUCCUACUCGGCUGCGAUCUGGGUCGGCAUCGACGGUGACACAUAUGGAAAUGCCAUUCUCCAGGCCGGUGUCGACAUCACUAUCGACGGCAGCGACUCGUACUCCUACGAUGCGUGGUACGAAUGGUACCCGAACUACGCCAUCGACUUCAGCACCAGUUCCUUCUCCUUCAGCGCCGGCGACGUUAUCAGCGUCUCCAUCAAGUCCAGCAGCUCCACAAGGGGCACUGUGGUGCUAGAGAACCUCUCUACGGGCCAGUCUGUCACGCAAUCCGUCAGCGCGCCCUCCUCAUCAGCCAAGCUCGGGGGCCAGAACGCCGAGUGGAUCGUGGAGGACUUCGACGAGGGUGGCUCGCAAGUUGCCUUUGCUGAUUUCGGCACCGUCCUCUUUACCGACUGUGUCGCGUCGACAGGGAGCACGUCCGAGGGUACUUCGGGUGCGACAAUCCUCGAUAUUGAGGAUUCGGACGGCAACAUCUUGACUGAUACGACGAUCCCUAGCUCUUCGGAGGUCAAGAUCGUUUACACAUGA